Molecule: messenger RNA, 1053 nt
Organism: Drepanopeziza brunnea f. sp. 'multigermtubi' MB_m1
Lineage: Eukaryota; Fungi; Ascomycota; Leotiomycetes; Helotiales; Drepanopezizaceae
Cellular component (GO): small-subunit processome; nucleolus
Molecular function (GO): RNA binding
Source: RefSeq, a predicted model, not a curated record
AUGCCGUCCACACAUAAGAAGGAAAAGCCGUGGGAUACCGACGAUAUCGACAAAUGGAAGAUAGAAGAAUUCAAACCCGACGAUAAUGCCGGCGGUACCUUCGCAGAAGAAUCCUCUUUUGCCACCCUCUUCCCCAAAUACCGCGAAAUCUACCUUCGUGAAGCAUGGCCACUCAUCACGCGUUCCCUCGAGAAGUACGGCAUCGCAUGCUCACUCGACUUGGUAGAGGGAUCCAUGACGGUUAAGACCACACGAAAAACCUUCGAUCCCGCCGCCGUCCUCAAUGCGCGCGACUUGAUCAAGCUGCUCGCACGUAGUGUACCCGCUCCCCAAGCUGUCAAAAUAUUAGAAGACGGCAUGGCGUGCGACAUAAUCAAGAUCCGGAACCUGGUGCGCAAUAAAGAGAAGUUCGUCAAGCGGAGACAGCGCAUCCUGGGCCCGAACGGCAGCACCCUGAAGGCGUUGGAGCUCCUCACGGAAUGCUAUCUGCUGGUGCAGGGGAACACAGUGGCCGCCAUGGGACCGUAUAAGGGAUUGAAGGAGGUGCGCCGCAUUAUCGAGGACUGUAUGAAUAACAUCCACCCGAUCUACCACAUCAAGGAGCUCAUGAUCAAGCGUGAGCUUGCCAAGGAUCCUGAACUGGCUGGCGAAUCCUGGGACCGCUUCCUACCGCAUUUCAAAAAGCGCAAUUUGAGUAAGAGACGGGUGCCGCUUAAGGUUACGGAUAAGAGCAAGAAGGUGUACACGCCGUUUCCACCUAAGCAGGAGGAGAGCAAGAUUGAUAAGCAGCUUGAGAGUGGAGAGUACUUUAUGGGCAAGAUGGCCAGGGAGAGGGCACAGAGAGAGGAACGGAUGGAGAAGCAGAAAGAGAAGAAAGCUGAGAAGUUGAAAGAAAGGGAGAAGGAGUUCAAGGCGCCGAAGGAGGAUUGCGAGAAAAAAGAGAAGAAGAAGAGAAAACGGGACAGGGAGGAGGGGGAAGAUGGGGAAGUCAAGAAGGAUAAAAAGAAGAAGAAGAAAAGAAAGGAUGUGGAUAUCGAGGUUGAGGAAGAAUAG